Molecule: messenger RNA, 2816 nt
Organism: Paramecium sonneborni
Lineage: Eukaryota; Ciliophora; Oligohymenophorea; Peniculida; Parameciidae
Source: the annotation of a GenBank genome assembly
AUGUCUGAUUCCGAAGAAGAACAAGUGAAACAAGCACCAAUAAUAAAGCCUCAUUAAAAAUAACAAAAGGACUUUUAUGCUGAAUAAUUAUAAGCAAAUGAAGAAGCAGAUUCAUAAGCUCCUUUGUUGGUGGUUGUAUAAGGACCAAAAGGGAGUGGAAAAACAACAUUAAUAAAAUCUCUAGUGAAACACUAUACAGGAUAGAAAAUAAAGAAAUUAGUGGGUCCAGUGACAGUUCGUUCUAAUAAAUAACAUCGUGUGACAUUUAUUGAAUGUCCAAGUGAUAUCAAUGCAAUGAGUGAUUUAAGUAAAGUGGCUGAUUUAGCAUUAAUAAUGAUUGAUGCUAGUAUAGGAUUUGAAAUGGAAACAUUUGAAUAUUUAAGUUUGCUGAACAAUCAUGGUUUUCCUAAUGUAAUGGGUGUAUUGACACAUAUCGAUUUCUUUAAAGAUAAUAAACAAUUGAGAAAGACCAGAAAGAAGUAUAAGAAGAGAUUUGAAUAUGAAACAGGUGGAAAUUAUAAAUUGUUCUAUUUGUAAGCAUUAAAAAAUGAAUACUAUUUGAAAUAGGAUAUACAUAAUUUAGCAAGGUUUAUUUCAAUAAUAAAGAUUGCACCAGUGAGAUGGAAAACAGAACAUCCAUUUGUAUUAGCAGAUCGUUAUGAAUAGGGUAAGGAUAAUACUACAACAUUUUAUGGAUAUGUAAGAGGAUGUACAUAUAGAUUAAAUGAUAGAAUUCAUUUCGUAGGUUAAGGAGAUUACUAUAUAGAAAGUUUUAAAGAAGUUUUAGAUCCUGUUGAAAUUAUUACUACAUAAAAAAAACAUAGAUCAUUGAAGGAUACUGAAAAGCUAGUUUAUGCUCCUAUGUCAAGUAUUGGUGCUUUAACUAUUGAUGCUACAGCAGGAUAUAUUACAAUUCCAUAACCAAUUUUCACAGAAAAGAAUAAAUUUGUUAAUCAGGAAGAUGAGGAUGAUGAAUAAGUUGAAGAAGAAGAAGAAGAAUAAGAAUUACCAGAAGGAGUUAGAAUGGUUAGAGAAUUAUAAUAAAUGACUGAAGGAAUUGAUAAAUAAUUAGAAGAAGAAGAAGAUGUUUAAUUAUUAGAAGGUUUUGAAUUAGAAUAAGAAUAACCAACCAAAAACAAAAAUAAUUAAUAAUAGAUUUAAUAAUAAAGAGAAUUAGUUAGAUUAAAGAAUAGAGUUAAUAUUAAAAUUGAAAAUGGAACUGUUUUACCUAUUUCAGAUACAUUGUUAGCUACUGAUUUACAUGAAUUAAUUUAUUUGAAUAAGAAUGGUAUUAAUGAAUUUGAUAGUGUAAGAUACAUUCCAAAAGUUUAAGAGAGAGAUUCAUAUAAAGAAAUUAAAGAAUUAUUUGUAACAGGGUUUUAUGGAUAAACUGAUGUUGUUGAUUUAGAAAAUUUAGAAAAAUAAAUUGAGGAAGAAGAAUAAGAAUAAGAAUAAAAAGAGCAAUAAGAAUAAGAAAAACAAGAAUAGGAGGAUAAAUAAAAUUAGGAUUAAAAUUCAAAAGAAAAAUAAAAUAGAUAAUAACUUGUUAAUUAAUUGACAUAAUCUAAUCUUGGAUUAUAUAAAAAAGGAACCUAUGUUAAAAUUGUUAUUAAAGAUUUCUCUUAAUAAAUAAGGGAUGAUUAUCCAAUGAUACUUGCUAGAUCUGAAGUAGGAGAAGAUAAUUUAGGAUUCAUUAAAGUAAUAUUUAUAUUGAAUAAUUAGAUUCGUAUAAAAAAACAUAGAUGGCAUAGUAAUAUUUUGAAAUCAAAUGAUCCAAUCAUUAUUUCAUUAGGAUGGAGAAGAUUUUAAACGAUUCCAAUAUAUUGUGUUUAAGAUCCUAAUGAUAGAUUACGUUUCAUUAAAUAUACUCCCGAAUAUGAUUAUUGUUAUGCAAUAUUUUAUGGUAAUUUUGCACCUCAAGGAACUGGUCUCGUAUGUACUUAAUCAUUAAGUAAUAAAUUGGUAUAAUAAAUUUAUAUUAAAUUAGUCUAAAUUUAGAAUAGCUGCUACUGGGAUUGUUUUAGAAAUGAAUCAUUAAUUUGAUGUUAUGAAGAAAUUAAAAUUAGUUGGAGAACCUUUUAAAGUUAUAAAAAAUACUGCUUUUAUUAAAGGAAUGUUCAAUUCUUCACUUGAAGUAGCGAAAUUCUAAGGUGGAUUAAUUAAAACUGUAUCUGGUUUAAGAGGACAUAUAAAGAAACCAAGUAAAUUAGGUCCGGAUGGUAGUUUCAGAGCAACAUUUGAAGACAAGAUUUAAAUGAGUGAUUUAGUAUUUUGUAGAACAUGGGUUAGAAUGCAUUUAGAGAGAUUUUAUAGACUUAUCACAAGUGAUGUUAAAUUAAUGAAGACUAUGUGGGAAUUAAGAUAGGAAAGAUAAAUACCAUUAGAAUUUAAACCAGAUUCUACUUAUCAAGAUUAAGAAAGAGUUCCUGUUAAAUUUGCUCCACUUAGAAUACCUAAUAAUUUAUAAUAGAAUCUACCUUUUGAAAGCAAAGAGAAAGUAAAUAAAUUCUAAUAAAUUAUAGGUUAAAUCACUUUCAUUUAGAGAGAAGUUGAGAUAAUAGGUAGAAAAGAAUUUACCAGUUAAGAGUAAUAUGACUGAUAAGGAGAAGGAAGUUUAUUCGCUAAUAUAAAGAUUAAAUACUAUUAAAAAUGAAAAGGAAAAGAAAAGAGAUGAAAAAGAUAUAUAGAAAUAGAAGGUUAAGGAAGCAUAGUUUAAAGGAUAAAAAUAACAUUUAGAAGAAGGGAAGAGAAAAUAUAAAUAAUAAAAGUAAAAAGAAAAGUUUAUAAAAUAAGUUAAAAAAUAAUAAUAAUAGUGA